GUUUCAAUAUUUGUUAGGUAAAGGUUUCAUUUUUGGCGAUGUGACGAAAAAAGAACCUAAAUUGUGUCUUUUGUUCCUCCAACCGACCAAUCAAAGUUAAUUAUUAAUCCGAUCUAAAACAAAACACAUAUGAAGAACAUGUUUAACAACUGUUGAGUGUGUUCUUUGAUUUUUUGCAACAUCGCAAAGAAGAAAAUGGCUUUCAGAACAAGUGGAACACUGAUUUUAGCGACUCUCAUUUGGAUUUUCUUCCUCUGUGCAACCAUUGCUUUCUUUCAGCUCAAAUUGGUUGAAAACGGAACCCAUCAAGCUUCUUCUCAUGACAAAAUUCAAAACCAUCAUCACUCAGAUACCCUUUUGGAAGAUGAUUUGGAGGGUGUGACCAACAAGGUGUAUUUUGAUGUAGAGAUUGAUGGAAAAUCAGUGGGUCGCAUAGUCAUGGGCCUUUUUGGGACCACAGUACCGAAAACUGCAGAAAACUUCCGUGCGCUUUGUACAGGAGAGAAAGGGGUAGGAAAAAGUGGGAAUCCUCUUCAUUAUAAAGGGAGCGCAUUCCAUAGGAUAAUACCAAGCUUCAUGGUUCAGGGUGGUGAUUUCACCAGUGGUGAUGGAAGAGGUGGAGAAUCAAUCUAUGGUGAUAAGUUUGCCGAUGAAAACUUCAAGCUGAAGCAUACUGGUCCAGGAUACUUAUCAAUGGCAAAUUCUGGGCAAGAUACCAAUGGCUCACAGUUUUUCAUAACAACAGUAAAAACUAGCUGGCUGGAUGGACGCCAUGUUGUAUUCGGCAAGGUACUUUCUGGUAUGGAUGUUUUGCACAAGAUUGAAGCAGAAGGAAGUGAAAGUGGCUCUCCCAAACGUACGGUUGUCAUAUUAGACAGUGGGGAAUUAACUUCAUGAUAUAUAUGGUUUAAUAUAAGUUGAGACUGAUUCUACUAUGGUAAGUAGUCAGUAGUCUAUGAUUCACAAAUUCCUUGUGUAUACUUUACCAUUAAGCAAAUGAACAAAAUUUGCGGAUUACAAGCUCGUGUUCGUGUAAUUUAAAGCUGUAUUUUAUUUAUUGUUUUUCUUUUCUAAAUUGGUCUUGCUAAAGGGGGAGGGAUUGCUUGAGAUUGUAAUCAUUAACAAUAGAAAUCAGAGUGAACAAUGCUAUCCUCUGAAUUUGAAGACUAUUUUUUUUUUAUCUUUCAUAAUGGUUACCAGAAUAUAGUAUUCAAGUGCAUCA
Molecule: messenger RNA, 1222 nt
Organism: Medicago truncatula (barrel medic)
Lineage: Eukaryota; Viridiplantae; Streptophyta; Magnoliopsida; Fabales; Fabaceae
Product: peptidyl-prolyl cis-trans isomerase CYP19-4
Exons: 7
Coding region: 196-897 (233 amino acids)
Biological process (GO): protein folding; protein peptidyl-prolyl isomerization
Cellular component (GO): intracellular membrane-bounded organelle; cytoplasm
Molecular function (GO): cyclosporin A binding; peptidyl-prolyl cis-trans isomerase activity
Source: RefSeq, a predicted model, not a curated record